ACCCCCCGAGGGGGACCCUGCCCGCCCCACGGGGAUCGCCGGCCUGUGCCCCCCCUUUGUGCCCCAUCUAUAGAAUCUAUACAACAGCGGGGGGGGACGUUGGGGGGGGGGUCACGCUGUCACCCCCGUCACCGCCCCCCGGCCGGAAGGGGCUGUGACUGCCCGCUCCCCGGGGGGGGGAAGGAGUCCGUCUGUCCGUCCGUCCGUUCGUCGCUGUGGGUCCGGCUGUGGGUCCGUGUGGGGCUGUGAGUCCGUCUGUCCGUCCCUGUGGGGCUCUGAGUGCCUGUGUGUCGCUGAGGGUCCGUCUGUCCGUCCCUGUGGGGCUGUGAGUCCGUCUGUCCGUCCCUGUGGGGCUGUCGGUCCGUCUGUCCGUCCCUGUGGGGCUGUCGGUCCGUCUGUCCGUCCCUGUGGGGCUGUGGGUCCGUCUGUGGGUCCGUCUGCCCCACCAGAUCCGGCCCGUCCGUCUCUGAGCAUUGACGUGUCCCCCAGGUGCUGCCCGUCCGUCCGUCCGUCCGUCCCCGCAGCCCGCCCCGUCCUCUCCCGUGCCCGCAGCUCCUCCUGUCUCCCGGUUCGAUGUGGGGCUGCCGGUGGCUGCUGGCGCUGCUGGCGCUGGGGGCGUCCGCCCCGGGGGGGGCCGAGGAGGGGCUGCGCUUCCCCUCCCACGACGGGGCGCCCCGCGUCGUGUCCGUCACCGCCCUCAAUCACCGCGAGGCGCUGCGCAGCUCCGCGGUGCUCGCGCUGCUCCUGCACCGACCCGGGGGGGCCCGGAGCGAACGGGAGGAGAGAGUGCUCGAGCUGGCAGCGCAGGUGCUGGAGGACAAAGGAGUGGGGUUCGGCCUCGUGGAUGCAGAGAAGGAGGCGGAUACAGCCCAGAAGUUGGGUAAGGGGGGGGGUCACCAUGGGAACCCUUAUGGGGUGGGGGGACAUCGGGGCCAGAACCCCCCAUGGCAUCUGCCCCAGGUGCUGGAGGACCCGGUGGAGUUCAUUGAGGGCGACCACGAGCUGCACGCGUUCGAGAACAUUGAGGAGGACCCCAAAGUCAUCGGAUACUUCGAGGGGGAGGAGUCAGAGAAUUUCAAAGCCUUCUCAGCGGCAGCGGCAGAAUUCCACCCCUACAUCCCCUUCUUUGCCACCUUCGACCCCAAGGUGGCCAGGAAACUGACCCUAAAGCUCAACGAGAUCGACUUCUAUGAGCCCUUCAUGGAGGAACCGCUCACGCUGCUGACGCAGCCCCACGGCAGAGAGGAGAUCGCCCGCUUCGUGGAGGAGCACAAGCGGGCAACGCUGCGGAAGCUCAAACCUGAGAGUAUGUACGAGACAUGGGAGGAUGACAUGGAAGGAAUCCAUAUCGUGGCCUUUGCUGAAGAAGAUGACCCAGACGGCUUUGAGUUCCUGGAAAUCCUGAAGCAGGUUGCCAGGGACAACACUGAGAACCCCAAACUCAGCAUCAUCUGGAUCGACCCCGAGGACUUCCCGCUGCUCAUCCCCUUCUGGGAGAAAACCUUCGGCAUCGACCUGUCCCGGCCACAGAUCGGAGUGGUCAACGUCACCGAUGCUGACAGCGUGUGGCUGCCCAUGGCGGAUGAGAACGACCUUCCGGACGCGGCGGAGCUGGACGCGUGGAUCGGGGCCGUCCUGGAGGGGGAGGUCAGCACCGAGAGCGAUGACGGACAUUAGGGGCAGCCCGGCCCCGCAUCGCGGCCAUUAAAGCGCUUUAAUACAGGACAGAACCGACACUUAA
Molecule: messenger RNA, 1741 nt
Organism: Coturnix japonica (Japanese quail)
Lineage: Eukaryota; Metazoa; Chordata; Aves; Galliformes; Phasianidae
Source: RefSeq, a predicted model, not a curated record